Balearica regulorum gibbericeps (East African grey crowned-crane) is the source of this 447-nucleotide messenger RNA. NCBI's taxonomy places the organism in Eukaryota, Metazoa, Chordata, Aves, Gruiformes, Gruidae. The record is from RefSeq and is a predicted model, not a curated record.
AAGCUCCGCAGCCACCGCCGCGACCAGAAGUGGCACGACAAGCAGUAUAAGAAGGCCCACCUGGGCACGGCGCUGAAAGCCAACCCCUUCGGCGGCGCCUCUCACGCCAAGGGGAUCGUCCUGGAGAAAGUUGGAGUGGAAGCUAAACAGCCCAACUCUGCCAUCAGGAAGUGUGUGAGAGUCCAGCUGAUUAAGAAUGGCAAAAAAAUAACAGCUUUUGUUCCUAAUGAUGGAUGCCUGAACUUCAUCGAGGAAAACGAUGAAGUUCUGGUUGCUGGUUUCGGUCGGAAGGGUCAUGCUGUUGGUGACAUUCCUGGAGUUCGCUUCAAGGUUGUCAAAGUAGCCAAUGUUUCUCUUUUGGCUUUGUACAAGGGCAAGAAGGAGAGACCAAGAUCAUAAAUUCAGAUUAAUUUUCCAGGAAUGUCAAUAAAAUUUUAAUUGGAAAAA